Messenger RNA from Lactuca saligna, 678 nucleotides. NCBI's taxonomy places the organism in Eukaryota, Viridiplantae, Streptophyta, Magnoliopsida, Asterales, Asteraceae. The record is from the annotation of a GenBank genome assembly.
AUGUCCCCUAGACCAUCUCGUCCACGCAGACAGGGCGACGCCCCAGAGCCGUCAUACACUGUCCAGGCGGACAAUAUCACGGUAGAUUUAGGCUCACAGGCCACAGUUGACUGUUACCAGCGGCUUCUUGACCGCGAGAUUAUGGAACAAGCCUGGGCCCCUAGCCGAUCACUAAUGCGGGAAGUCCAUAUUUAUGAUGGUGUUCAUGCUCUUUUUGCUAAUAUUGAGUGGGAGCACCUAUUAUCUAUGGAUUUUGCCACUUGUCACCUACUGACCCGAGAUUUUUUAUCCACACUUAGUGAGAUAAAUCAUGAGGGAAACCUAGCUUUUCACAUUUCUAGCACCCCUCAUACUAUCCACGUGGACCAGUUAUGUACUAUCUUCCAUACCCCCAUCACCAGUUUAUUCCAUCCCACCCCCACUUUUGACGUACACGAGUUUCGAUACUCCAUCACUGAGCUUGAGACUACAAAAGCCGGCAAAGCCAAGCUUUUUCUUUUGUGGUGCAUGAUCACCAAGUCAUACCGUACACAUUUUGGUGAUAUUAUCAUCCAAAGGUUCCAUAGAGUUAUAUCCCUUCACACUGGUGGUGCAAUUCGCUGUGGUGGUUUGAUUUCUGUCAUUGCCCGCUCCUUUGCACCGCAAUCUCCUGCAUGGUACGCAUUCUUUUACAAGUGA